Messenger RNA from Chenopodium quinoa (quinoa), 1129 nucleotides. RefSeq lists its product as uncharacterized. The transcript is spliced from 2 exons. Bases 521 to 898 code for a protein of 125 amino acids. Lineage: Eukaryota; Viridiplantae; Streptophyta; Magnoliopsida; Caryophyllales; Amaranthaceae. The record is from RefSeq and is a predicted model, not a curated record.
AGAAAAAAAAGUACAUGUUUUUGGCCAAUUUAGCCAAUCUUCCAUUUUUCAUAUUUUUCUCGAGUACAAUUGAUCGGAUAGCUGAUGUUGGUUAUUUAGUUUGUAUACUUGUAUAGAUUUUCAUACUUAUCUCAACGAUUACAUUUUCAAUCAUCGAGGAAAAAUUUGGCGAAGUACUGGUUAGAACUUUGAAAGGGUAAAAUUUCAAAGCUGCUGUUAUUUCACAUAUCAAAUGAAGCCAAAACUUCUGCUGAAAUACAGCCAAACUUUGCACCUUCUCAAGUAGGUGAAGGUGCCAGUCAGCAAAUAGAGCCGCAAAGCUUGCAGCUUUCAAAUUAGCAUAUAGACAAUAUUCCUCUGAUCAACUCCUAUGCAGUGCAGUUCUAGUAACAUCUACCUUAUACCACCGCUAUUCUACAUCCUGGAUUCUUGUAACAUGCUUUCUCGUACUCAAGGUUGUUUCUCCUAAACAAGAGUUAAGGAGAGGCGAUAACAUGAAUCAACGACAGGGUCCUUAAUAAUGGAUGAAAAAUCUACCGCGAAUUUUCCUGAGAGUGCUGAAGGUAGUAGUAGCAGUGGCAGCAGCGACAGCAAUAGAAAUAUUGUAGCACCCGUGGAAAUCUUGAAUAACAGACUGGACGUACUUGAACAAGAAGCUGAAAACAUGAAGAAGAUGUUGCUUGUUUCCAUGAAUGAGAGGAGAAAGACUAUCACUGAGAUUCUGCAGCUGUUCCAGACUCUAUGCAGACAUUUAUAUGGUUCAGAAGCCAAGCAUCCCCUCAGUUUUCACGAGCAGGAGACAAGGCACCAGAAUAUCGGUCUACUACAAGUUUUGUGUGAAGAUUCCAAUCCAUUCCUGGUCUUGCGGAAUUCUACCAAGACAAGUAGCCUUUGCUAGUUUUAUAAGAAAUAGUGUGUUGAAGCUACAUGAUUCUAGAUGGUUAUAAUAUGUACUCUUCCACUUCGAGUCAUUACAUUAUCUACUUUCUAGAACUUAGGCGUUUCAAAAUCAUAUACUUAUGUUUUCAAACUCGAGUUGAUUAUAUGUUCCUGUCAAGUGCUUUGAUCAACAUCCUGCUAACGACAAAUCUCAAGCAUUUGGGUAUUUGGGGUGGCGCCGACGCUAUGG